Messenger RNA from Caenorhabditis remanei, 1245 nucleotides. RefSeq lists its product as uncharacterized. The transcript is spliced from 8 exons. Lineage: Eukaryota; Metazoa; Nematoda; Chromadorea; Rhabditida; Rhabditidae. The record is from RefSeq and is a predicted model, not a curated record. The coding region runs from base 1 to 1245 and encodes 414 amino acids.
AUGGACCCUGUUUUUCUUGGUUGUAUCGUUCUUGCUUCACAAGCGUUCAAUGCAGCAAUGGAUGCAGCUGAUCGUCUCAGUGCUAACCCGAAGGCAAGAGUUGAAGCUCUCAAAAAAAUGUCUCAGGAAAGGGAGGAAAGUCAUCAAGAAGCAAUGAAAAAAUUGAAAGAAAGUCAAGAAGAGUUUGAAUCUUCAUCUCGCCGAAAAGAAGAAGAGGCAAAUGAGCGUAUUAGAGCACAAAAAGAAGAGAACAAUGAAUUGAUUGAAUCUCAUAAACUGAGAAUCAAAAACGAAGAAGAGAAACAUGAAGCGGAAGUGAAAAUGAUGAACCAGGAGCAUCUGUUGACAGUUCAAAAAUUGAAGUCUGAAUCUAAAGAAGUCAAGGAAAAAGCUGAAAUUGAACAUAAAAUGAAAGUUGACAAGAUGGAGAAGGAAUACAAAAAUGAGAGUGAAAGCGCGAAGCAAAAACUUGAAAUAGCUAGACUCGAAGGAAAGGAAAAAGUAGCUAAAGUGGAAAAAGAGAAGGAAGAAUUGGUUCAACAAAGACGAAAAGGAUUGGAUGAGUACGUGAGAGUGAUGACGGAAAUGCAUGAAAUUUAUCUGAAGCAUUCCAAAGAAAUUAAUGAUAAAAACAGACAACUAAAACUCGAGAAUGCAAAGUUGCGAAGAAAAGAAAUUUCUAAGGAGAAUAACAAAGCCUUGGAGCAUAUUAAACAUAAUUAUGAUCAACUUUUGGUUCAACUCACUCAACAAAACUCAAGAAAUGUCUUGGAACGCUUCAGAUUAAUUGCAAAUCAUGCUAUUCCAAUUCACAAUUCUUUGAAGUCCAUAAGAGAUGAAUUCAAUCCGGGAACUGGAACUGCGCUUACAGUCGAUACCGGCAGAUUAGAUCCCGAUUUCGAAAAAGUGAGAGAAGAAAUCAAUCGCUUCAACUUUGAGAAAACUAACUACACCCAAUAUGUUAUGAAUACUAAUCUCACCGAUCCAAGACUUUUCAAAACAUGUUCUGAUUUCAUAACUCAAAUGAGUAAAUUGGUGGGAGCAAAUGAACUCUCAUUAAUUUGCUCUCAUAUGCCACGGGCAAUCGAUAAUGGGAAAUGGGAGGACGCGAGAACUUACGCAAGAAUGUCUACCCAAUUGUGUGAGAAGUUUUCGGCAUUGAACUUGAGUUUGGAAAAUGGAAUCAACCAGCUCACUUUGGAUUAUACUCAAGCGCCAGAAGCGAGGCCUGCCAUUCAGCAGUAA